AUGUACUUGGCAACCGGAAAUUCUUCCUACCUCAAUCUCAUUACUAGUCCUGAAUUGGAUGAGAAAGUUGGUUCCAUGUGGCACAGUGUGUUUUCUUGGGACAAUAAGCUUCCCGGUGCUGUGUUGCUUUUGCUCGCUUCAGAAUAUUCCGAGAAAUUUAACAGAACAAAGGGAGGGUUGAUCAUGUUAAACCAUGGAAAUCCACGCCCUCUUCGGUACGUGGCGAAUGCAGCAUUCUUGACUAAGCUAUAUAGUGAUUACAUGGGGUCAACGUGCUAG
Arachis stenosperma is the source of this 279-nucleotide messenger RNA. Its product is annotated as endoglucanase 9-like. The transcript has 3 exons. Gene Ontology annotation, biological process: carbohydrate metabolic process. Lineage: Eukaryota; Viridiplantae; Streptophyta; Magnoliopsida; Fabales; Fabaceae. The coding region runs from base 1 to 279 and encodes 92 amino acids. Gene Ontology annotation, molecular function: hydrolase activity, hydrolyzing O-glycosyl compounds. The record is from RefSeq and is a predicted model, not a curated record.